Messenger RNA from Halteromyces radiatus, 1164 nucleotides. RefSeq lists its product as uncharacterized. The transcript is spliced from 4 exons. Gene Ontology annotation, biological process: protein ubiquitination; positive regulation of proteasomal ubiquitin-dependent protein catabolic process. Lineage: Eukaryota; Fungi; Mucoromycota; Mucoromycetes; Mucorales; Cunninghamellaceae. Gene Ontology annotation, cellular component: cullin-RING ubiquitin ligase complex; nucleus. The record is from RefSeq and is a predicted model, not a curated record. Gene Ontology annotation, molecular function: ubiquitin protein ligase binding; ubiquitin-like ligase-substrate adaptor activity. The coding region runs from base 1 to 1164 and encodes 387 amino acids.
AUGCUCGAAUCUGCUGUGGUCAGUUAUGCAUUUGAACUUUGUAUUCGCAAUAUCCUCAUGUUUAAUACCGACAAGUCAUUGGGAAUUCAUAUUGGAAAAAGUCUCUUAGGUUUUUGUUUUGCCGUCAAGACUGCCUUCUUCUUAUCAUUUUAUACUGAUCAAGGUCCUGCAUGUUUUGUUGUAGCUCGUUUUGCCGAUAUCUUUUAUCAUUUGGGUAUGACUGCCGGUGAUUAUGUCAUAUUAUCUAGGGUACAUGCUGUCGUUCCCCUACACUGGAAGAAAUUUUCAAGAGUAACUUUAGUGAUUCUACUGAUCCUACGAUUCUCUAUAGGUGUUGUGGAUGUGGUGCUUCUGCAAGUACAAUAUGAUAUUUCUGGCAUGUGUAUAUAUACAGAUGAUUAUUAUACUGGACCAGUAUAUACUUUUUUAGAUGUAUUUAUCGAUAUCUAUGUCAGCGUGAUGAUCACUUAUAUUUUAACUACACAUAUCCGACGAUUGGAAAAUGCUCAUUUACCUGUAAAUAUCUCUCUUUAUAUUGCUGUGGUGGUUCACAAUAUUAUACGAACGGUGAUGCUUACGGUGGUCAACUUGAUUUCAGGUAUCUUUUUAAUCAAUGAAAUGUCAAGCGAUUCCAUCAUGCUAGUAUGGCCAGUUAUUAAUCUGUUUGUGGUUUUCCUGGUGGGAUAUGAUUCUGAUGUGACAAAAACAAUCGUGAGACUGAAACAACAAUAUUGGGAUAAAGUUAAUACCAUGUUAUCUUCUGCAACUUUGGGUACUCCUUUAGUGAUGGAAGCGUUAUCAAUAAAUGCCAGUAAUCAACCGAUGUGGAAAAGUUCACCUGAUCUGCCUCUUCGAACCGGAUCAUGUUUACACCUAACAUCCUCCACUUCAAGUUCACCUCAGCCACUUCAAAACCAACAGCAUCAUCAACAACAUCAACAGCAUCAACAACAUCAACAACAUCAGCAGCAUCAACAACACCAACAAUAUCAACAACAUCAGCAGCAUCAACAGCAUCAACAACAUCAACAACGUCAGCAGCAUUAUCAACACCAGCAACAAUAUCAACAACAUCAACAGCAACAACAUCAACAACAACAACAGCAACAUCAGAUAUUACCGCAUACUCUGCGUGGUUAUUGGAGUGAUGAUGCAAGUCUAUAG